GGGCUUGCUGCCCCUAGUUAAGCGCAGAACGCUGCCAGGAGAAGUUUACAAUGGUACCGGAAGUACGCGUGUGCGAGUUUCCUACGGCCUCCUGAACAGAUGGACUCGUAGAUCUCGUGUGUUCCUGGUUGCCCUGCUGCUCGUAUCCGCUGUCGUCCUAUCGACCCUCUCUACGGGUGUGUCGAACGUACUAGAGCAGCAUGCCGUUAUGGUGCAGCCCGUAGCAUCUUCAAGCGCCAACAAAGACCCAAGUGAGGAAUGGAAGGAUGAUGUCUGGCCGAUACGCGAGCAGACACCGUGGGAUAUCUCCACUGACUAUCCCUUCCCUCGCCUCUGUGAGUACGACGUGACAGAGGGCACUUGGCUGAGGCUCGACGUCCAUCCGAAAUCUGGCGAGAUCGUAUUUGAUAUGCUUGGUGACUUGUAUUGUCUUCCUGCGGACGCCUACUUGUCUGAUCAUCUCGCUUUCGGUGGUGUUUCGAAGGCGCGACCGAUCCUCUUGGGCAUACCUUAUGACGCCGAUCCGCAUUUUUCCCCGGAGGGGGGAAGGCUCGUGUUCAGAAGCGACGCCGAGCUUGGAAUAGAGAAUAUCUGGGUCACGGAGUGGAAGGGUUGCGAUGCUAUGGACGUCAGGUCCGGUGAUGCCUCCGAGGAGUUGUCGCAAGCAUUAGCCCUCAAGGAAUACGAGGACGAGCUUCUUGCCAGCGGUGUGAAGGAAACUUCUGAGAGGAAGCAACAUAGACUGCUUCGUGAAGGCCGCAUUAAUGCGCAACGCGUAACGAACGAGACGUAUCGUUGGGUGUCUGAUGCGCGCUUCAGCCCAUCCGGCUCUUCUGUUGUCGCAACAAAGUGGUACACUUCCUCGCGUAGCCUCGGAGCCGGUGAAGGCUGGGAGUACCAGGUACCCAUCCCCGGCUCAAACGAGCAAAUUAAAGCGGGAGAUGGCAAGAGGCUCAUCGGACGCACUUUGCCUUCAGGAUGGGGUCCUGAACGAUACGGUGAUCAACAGAUUGGACCGGAGCAAUUCAUCUGGAGAGGAAGCGACACCCUCAUCUACUCGAAGAAUGUCAAGGACAACAAUGGCGCGUUCAGCUAUAGCAAAGAUGUCCAUUCCGGCGUGUAUGCCAUUUUCUCGACCAAUAUAACGUCAAAGCGUACUACCACUCUCGUUGAUGCUUUCCCUGGUGGCGCGACUAGACCCGAACUGUCAAGAGACGGCCGUACUCUAGCCUUUGUUCGUCGCGUACGGGAUAAGGAGGCGUUGGUUCUCUUGGAUCUCGAGUCUGGCACUCUUCGUCAUGCAUGGCAUGGGCUCACGUAUGAUCUGAGCGUCAUUUCCGCACCUAUGGGCUCUUAUCCAUCUUUUGCGUUCACGCCUUCCGAUGACGCCAUCCUCGUAUGGGCUGCAGGUCAGAUAUACCAUGUUCCGCUCGUUGUAGAUUCUCUAGGAGAGAAGAUUCCUGCCGGGCAGCCAAAGCCUGUACAAUUCUCGGCGCAUGUCGAGAAACGCCUGGCAGAGACACUGAAUGCCAAGACAAACGUCAUGGACCUAGAGACUGCUGAAACUCAGAGGGUUCGGGCGUUCACAGAACUGCGGGCUGAUACUAAAGGCGAAAGAGUGGUAUUCCAAGCGUCAGGUGCAACGUAUAUCCAAGAUAUCGGAAACGAGGCGAAGAAUACCCAAAGAGUGCCAGCCUUGGAUUCGGAUGCGCCAUACUACUCACCCUCCUUUGUCCCCAACGCCGAGCAUUUUGUGAUCCAUGCUCGUUGGUCAGAUGUCGACUUCACCACUAUCGAGCUGGUGAACUUUCGGACGGGUAUCGCCUAUGAGCUUACAGGUUUGCCACUUGGUCGCUACUAUUCGCCUAUACUGUGCGAGUGUACGGGAUCACAGAGACAAUUGGCAUUUAUAAAGACAGGAGGGGACUACCUCACGGGUGACAUCGUUGCAACUGCUGGUGAAGGACUAUACCUAGCUCGAAUCGAACUCCCCGACGACGAUGACAAGUCGAAUCAGAUAUUUGUACACAAUAUACACUUCAUCCCAUCAGAGAUCGACACCGAUGAAUUAUUGAAGACGCAAAUCCGCUUCUUCGAGCGCAGCACCAAGCUGGUUGUGCAGUCACCACAGCGAGCGUUCGUGAUCGACUUGGCUGCCGGUCCGAACGAAAUGGGAGAUUACAAUCAUACUACCCUAGCAACGGGAAGAAUGUCCACGGAGCUUGUGGUUGUGCCGGAGCUCUCAGACGGCGUCAAGACCAAAUCACUCGCUUUCGUAGACUUCUAUAAUAUCUACUACGUUUCCAAAGUCGAAGGAGAUGAACCUGUCUGGAGCAAAUUCGGGAAUGCUACGAAGUGUCUUACCCAUCUGGGUAUUGAUGGUGGACAUAACGUUGCCUUUAGUCGAGAUGGCAGCAGACUUUUCUGGCUCCUCGGACCGUACUUGCACUGGAUUGACGUCUCAAAGAUAGGGACCUGUACAUCGGCGGAUAAUGACCAGUCGGCAGUUUCCGGUGAAGUACAUCCCGAGUUUCAAGAGAUUUUUGUCUGGUAUACCACGGAUAUAGGCCGUCUUCAGGCGGAAGCAGCGUCUCAACGCGAAGAAGCUGGAAAAGAAGCGCAGAGCAGUGCAGAUGUCUUUGCCGUCACAAACGCAACAUUGCUGACUAUGCAGACCGGCGAUCCGAAUGCCGAUCUUCUUGAAUCUGCGACACUGUUGGUUCGUGGAGGACGGAUUGUAACGAUCUCGCGAGUGGAGGACCCCGUGAUUCCAGAGGGUGCCCAAGUCUUCAACGCUCAAGGAGCGUUCGUAACUCCUGGAUUUAUUGACGUUCAUGCGCAUUGGAAUGGUUUCGAUACGUUGUAUCCAGCACGUUCGUGGGAAAUGGAGACGUUCCUUGCCUAUGGUGUGACAACUGUCCACAACCCGAGUGCGGAUAAUGUCCUUGGUUUUGCGGAGCGGUUCAGAGUUGAGCGCGGGCAGCUGGUCGGACCGCGCAUAUAUCAAGUUGGCGGUGUCAUCUAUGGGGCUGCAGAGCCCAGUCUGCAUCAGGAGAUUGUCGACAUGCACGAGGCAAGCUCCGCUCUCAUAAGAAUCCAAGUCGAGGCUGGGCCGGCCAGCUUCUCGUACAAAAACUACAAUCUACCCUCUCGCGCUUCCAGGCAACGCCUCCUCUUGACUGCACGCAAUCGUUCCAUGCUCUGCGUGCCUGAAGGCGGUAUGAACUACGACUGGGACCUGACGUACAUCAUUGAUGGUAUGACGACAAUCGAACAUGCUCUCCCCGUACCGGUGCUGUAUGAGGAUGUUCUGACCCUCUUUGCACUGAGUGGUACCGGAUCCACGCCAACGCAUCUCGUCAAUUACGGCGGAGUCAUGGGCGAGCAAUACGUCUGGGCUAACGAGGACAUUCCGGAUGAUCCCAAAUUGAGACGCUUCACCAGACAUGAUAUUCUAGAGGGCCUGUCGGAGUCGACGGCAAGGCCCAAAACAUCGUACGCUCUGUUCAACACGUCCGUGUCCACAGCGAAAAUGGUACAUAUGGGUCUCCGAGCUCACAUUGGUGCACAUGGGGAACCGCCGCUCGGUUUGAACUACCACAAGGAGAUGUGGUUUACACAGCAAGGUGGUCUUACCAACUACGAGGUACUCCGAGCGGCAACCUCCGAUGCAGCCAUAACGCUCGGUAUUGACGGCGCGCUGGGCUCGCUCGCCCCUAAGAAACUCGCAGACUUCAUCAUCUAUGAGCCAGACGUCGACCUGAUCAACGGGGACAUAAGAGGUACACGUCAGAUUCAGUAUGUCGCGAGGGGCGGGCGGGUAUGGGACGCGGAGACGAUGAAGGAAUUCUGGCCUGUGAAAGGAAGGCGCCCGCCGACGCCGCCGUUGAAUCCUGAAUGAUGAUGAAAACUGUGACCGCUCUCGUUGUACUAUGCUCUCCUGCAUUGUUCAGUGUACAAUAGUUUGUAUAGGAUUACAGAAAGAAAUAAAGCAGGAUGCUGACACAGAUG
Messenger RNA from Laetiporus sulphureus 93-53, 4011 nucleotides. RefSeq lists its product as uncharacterized. The coding region runs from base 209 to 3901 and encodes 1230 amino acids. The transcript has 13 exons. The record is from RefSeq and is a predicted model, not a curated record. Lineage: Eukaryota; Fungi; Basidiomycota; Agaricomycetes; Polyporales; Laetiporaceae. Gene Ontology annotation, molecular function: hydrolase activity, acting on carbon-nitrogen (but not peptide) bonds.